AGGCUGAGGAGCUGGGUGGUGGAGGAGGAGAAGACGACCCAGGACCUGAGGAAGAGGAAGAAGACUAAAGAAUAAAAGACUUCUUUGGUUUUACUUUUUCAUCCAUGUUUUUGUUCACUUUUCACCAUCAGAACCUUGUUUUAAUUCACUAUAAACAGUGUAAAGAGUGUAGGCAGCAGCUGACGGGCACAGAGCAGCUCUGGAGCGGUUUUAGCAGCUUUUAAAAAAUCAUCACUUCAUGCAAAACAGAAGAAGAGUUGUUUGGUAAACAGUGGAGCCUGCUGGUGAAGCUAACGGUCUAGCCUCGCUGGCUGGGUCCCAGCAGGGCUGCAUCUCUGCUCCGUUCGCCCAUCAGACGGAGAGAAGAGAGUCAGAUCACACGUCCCCGCCGUGGAACGCUGCUGUGGGCUCCAGGCACGAAAAUAAACACGGAAAAACACCGCCAAGGCCCGUGGCGUGCAGUCUGAAGGGGAACCAGAACCUCGAAAGAAAGGGUUAGAGGGUGUGUGUGUGUGUGUGAGUGGGUGGGUGCAGGAAAGGAAGUGCCAGAGAAGGUAGAAGUGAAAGGAGAGCAGUAGAAAUCAACAGAUGACAGGAACAGAAGAAGACGGAGGAGACGGACUGUCGGGAGAAAAGGAGGAGAAGCAGAGGAGGACGAGCGGAUGGGAGGCACGCUCCCAGAAAAGCAUGAUGCUGAGGUGAGCAGCUGAGACCGGACACACCUUUGCACAAUCAGACGGUCAUGAUGAGCUGGUCGUUAGGUAGCUCCGCCCCCAUUCCUGCUGAGAAGCCAGUAACACCUCCCCCUUUGACCACGCCUCCUCGUAAAUCAUCGAUCCGCCUCCAGGAGAGGCGGGGAUCCAACCUGUCGCUCUUACUGGAUGUGAGCACUUUGGGGGCGGAGACUGUUUGCUCUGUCUCCACCCCUAAGGAGGUGUGGCUGCAGCUGCUCCACACCUCCUCCCGCCCUCUUGCACAUGCUCAGUUACAGGAAGCUGCUUCAGACACCACCACCCUGAACGCGGAGUAUCAGAAAAUCCCUCCUAACUUUGUGGACGCUGCGGACCUGGAUGUCCCAGGUCACAUGAUGAAAGACAGAUACAAAACCAUCCUUCCCAACCCUGAGAGCCGGGUCAUCCUGAAGAACCCUGAGGAAGAACUGGGACCGAGCGGCUACAUCAACGCCAACUACAUCAGGGGGUAUAAAGGGGCUCCGAGGGCCUACAUCGCCACCCAGGGCCCGAUGCUGCACACCGUCGGGGACUUCUGGGACAUGGUCUGGCAGGAGAGGAGCAGCAUCAUCGUCAUGGUUACAAAACUGAAGGAGAACAACGAGAAAUGUGAGCCGUACUGGCCACAGCCAAGGCACAAAACGGAGGAGGUGAAGGAGGAGGACGAGGAUCAGGAGGGAGAGAAGAAUGGCCGGAGACAGGAAGAGGAAGGAGAGAUGAGACAGUUUGGCAGAUUCCUGAUGAAAGUGAAGAACAGCCAGGAGAGAGACGGUUUCAUCAUCACGGAUCUGGAGAUCCAGCUGCUCUCAGAGCGCCGUGCAGUCAGACACUACUGGUUUAGCUCCUGGCCUGACCACCACGUCCCAGAAUGCAUUGUUUCCCUGCUGAGACUGGUGGAAGAUGUGGAGAUGCACAGGAAGUCCCUCAAAUCACCCCCCAGCUCUGAGCCAAUCACAGGCCCGGUUCCUGGUUCUGGUGCGGUCAUCAUCCACUGCAGCGCCGGCAUCGGGAGGACCGGUUGUUUCGUAGCGAGCAGCAUCGGCUGUCAGCAGCUCAGGGAAACGGGUCAGGUCGACAUCCUGGAGACGGUUUGUCAGCUCCGACUGGACAGGGGUGGGAUGAUCCAGACCACAGAGCAGUACCAGUUCCUGUACGCCACGCUGGCCCAGUACAGCCUCCAGCUGCAGCACCAGCAGAACCAGAACAACCCAGAGGACCAGGUGGGUCUGCAGCUGCAGAACCUGCAGCUACAGAACAACAACUGACGGGGUCCAGGAUCUGGAAAACCAUCGGGAAUCAGAGGAAACCACCUCAGCAGAGGAGAACCGGGAAGAGGGAACACCAGAGCCUGGAAGCAGCAAGAACCGAUGCUCCUAACAGAUGGAGAAUCAUCAGAACCAGAACAACUAGAUUUCUGAUCCAGUUCUGACUCUACUGAGGAACCUGAACUGAAAACUGAAUGUCAGAUGGGAGAAAAGAAUUUAAACAGGAAUGUUUAUCCCAUGUUGGUUUUAUUCAGACUGAAGAAAAUAAUAAUGAAUCUGGGUCGGCCCGGUCCGGUUCAGCGUGGAUCCGAGGAUUACUUCAGUCGUUCCUGGGCUCAGAUUAUUUAUUUACUGUUUUAAAUUAGUUCUGCUUUCCUCAUCAGCCUGUAGAUGAAAACAGUUUUAAUGUUGAUCCCUUCUGAUUCCAAUAAACAGCCGUUUGUCCGUUUCA
This is a messenger RNA of Nothobranchius furzeri (turquoise killifish), 2447 nucleotides long. RefSeq names its product tyrosine-protein phosphatase non-receptor type 7. Gene Ontology annotation, cellular component: plasma membrane; cytosol; cell junction. Gene Ontology annotation, biological process: signal transduction; peptidyl-tyrosine dephosphorylation. The record is from RefSeq and is a predicted model, not a curated record. NCBI's taxonomy places the organism in Eukaryota, Metazoa, Chordata, Actinopteri, Cyprinodontiformes, Nothobranchiidae. Gene Ontology annotation, molecular function: protein tyrosine phosphatase activity; protein kinase binding.